Molecule: messenger RNA, 2350 nt
Organism: Phragmites australis (common reed)
Lineage: Eukaryota; Viridiplantae; Streptophyta; Magnoliopsida; Poales; Poaceae
Product: NAC domain-containing protein 82
Exons: 5
Coding region: 418-1581 (387 amino acids)
Biological process (GO): regulation of DNA-templated transcription
Molecular function (GO): DNA binding
Source: RefSeq, a predicted model, not a curated record
UGAAAGGAAGAGGAGGCCCAGCUGCAUUCUGGGAGGAAAGGACGCCGGCCAAUCCAUCCUGGAGGUGGAGGAGCCGCCGCCGCGCUUGCCUUCUCUCCGCUGCUGGCCUCGCCUCCAUCGACGCCCAAUCCAUUGCCCUUCUCCUCUCCUAUCGUCCCACUCUCGCCGGCGGCCCCUCACUAACGCCUCCUCCUCGACCACGCUUGCUCUUCAGAUGUCUUUUGAUUCCACAAAGGUUUACUUCUGGUUCCUUUGGUGCGGAUGCCAUAAACGCUUCUGCUGCUCCAUAAUAUCUCGACAUUGGACUUGAUAUUUAGCAACCUUCACUGCAUUGCGCUUCCGUCCUUGCCGCUUCAACCAAGAAUUUUGUAUCUCAUUAUCUGUUCUACUACUAGAGAGAAACGCACUAUUCUCCCUAUGGCCAAGACAUCGCUUCCUCCUGGAUUCCGGUUUCAUCCAACUGAUGUUGAGCUCACUGUCUACUAUUUAAAGAGGAAGCUGUUGGGAAAAUACUUACGCUGCAAUGCUAUUACGGAGAUUGAUCUAUACAAGUUUGCCCCUUGGGAUCUUCCAGAGAAAGCUUCCUUGGAGAGUAAUGAUCUUGUGUGGUAUUUCUUUUGCCCACGUGAUAGGAAAUAUUCUAGUGGGUCAAGAACUAACCGGUCAACUGGAAUUGGAUAUUGGAAAGCUACUGGAAAGGACAGGCCAGUGGUGUAUAAUUCUAGGACUGUUGGGAUGAAGAGAACUUUGGUGUUUCAUCUUGGCAAGCCACCACGAGGUGACAGAACUGACUGGGUAAUGUAUGAAUAUAGGCUGGCGGACAAGGAACUAGCUGCUUCUGGUGUUAAACUGGAUGCUUGCGUUCUCUGCAAAAUCUUUCAGAAAAGUGGACCAGGCCCCAAGAUUGGGGCACAAUAUGGUGCUCCAUUCAACGAGGAGGACUGGAAUGAUGCCAAUGUGGAGAAUUCAUCAUUUUCCCAUGCUGUGGCCCCUUGUCCACCUGAAUCCAUUUGUGGUGGGUUGAACUCUGCUGGUCAGCACCUGGCUGUGAGUGAUAAUGGCGAGGUUUCUUUGGGCCCCUUGUCAGAAAGUAAUGACGAACAUGCUGUCAAUGGAGUUUGUCCUGGCAGAACUUCUUCUCCAGAUAUUCCUUUUGAUUGCAUACACAUACAGCUGCUAGCUGAGAUUAUCAGUUGUUCCUCAAUGAAUCUUCUAUGUACUGCUGGUGAAGAUGGUUCAUUGCCAGAUUCAACUGCUGACUAUGACAACGAAAUAUUGUUGGAUGGUAGUGAAACAAUAUUUAGUGAACUGGAUGAGCUUGCGUCCCAAUCAGUGGAGAGCAAUUCUAACCAUUGUGGGUCAUGUUGUGAACAUUUAAUUCACCCUACGCUGGAAGCAAUAGGAACCGAACAAUACAUAGAGCUGAAUGACCUGUCCUUUUCUCUAGCUGAUGAUCCUGGUUCCUGUAGCAUGCUGCUCUCCAAUGGUACAUUUGAGCCUAGGUUUGAGCAGGAGUCUCCAGACUACAUCCCCAAUACCACUAAUGCUUCCACAUCGACAACUGGCGGUUCAUCUCCUUGAGUGCCUACAAUUGAUGAUCAUGGGACCUGAUUCAGAGUAUAUUCACUGUCACUUAUUUGAGGUUUCAUGAUUGCUAAAUUAUUUGAUAUUCUGCUUUUCAUUACAAACCUGGAUAAACAAUUGGUUCAGCCGUUUUGAAGAUUGAGUCCUCUGGUACACAUAUUGAUGGAAUCUUCAAGGAUCUGCAAGACACGACAUAAUGCUCCUUUUUCCUUUUCAUUGAAGUGAGCACUAUGCUUUUGAUACCUCGGAAAUGAAUGCAGGCCCUUGGCCUGUACAAGUAGUCACUUUGCACAAUCAUCUUUGUGGUGCAGUUAUCAAAUGAAAAGUCUCAGUGACUGCCAUCAUCCUGCAGUUUUGUCAACUCAGGAACAUUCCUGAACAAGACAUUUUGCUGUUCCUAGUUUUGCAUGGUAGAACGUUUUUCGCCAUCAUGGGCUCAAUAUGAAUAAUGAACUGGCUAUGUUAACAGUUUUCCGAAAUGUAAUUUGGUGCUGGAGGUGCUGCAGCGGACAAUUCUGUCGACCCAUCUUUUCGUCAGAAGGGGUAUCUUACAGCUGUUGUGUACUGGGGAUCUCGGAAGAUUAGGAUCUAGCGUGUUCCAAUAUCUGGUUUCAUGGAUUUGGUAGAUGGUAUGCUAGUGUCUAAGCUAGAUGCUGUUUUCUUUGGUGCCUUGGUUCAUUUAGUUUUGAUGGAUGAAGAUUAUGCCAUUGUUAUGUUGAAUAACUUCUUUUUUAAUCUCUGAGAUAAGUGUGAUAUUAGGGUUCAA